Molecule: messenger RNA, 8192 nt
Organism: Drosophila eugracilis
Lineage: Eukaryota; Metazoa; Arthropoda; Insecta; Diptera; Drosophilidae
Gene: AdamTS-A
Product: A disintegrin and metalloproteinase with thrombospondin motifs 9
Exons: 16
Coding region: 2222-7036 (1604 amino acids)
Biological process (GO): proteolysis; extracellular matrix organization
Cellular component (GO): extracellular matrix
Molecular function (GO): zinc ion binding; metalloendopeptidase activity
Source: RefSeq, a predicted model, not a curated record
UCUCAUAAUUUAAAUCUUUUUAAAAUUAAAAAUUGUAAAUAUGCCAGCAGCUAAAGUCAUUUAUUUACACAGUGUGUGGACCAGUGUGUGUUGUCAUAAAUUGGCUUCUUAUUGGCCGACUCUAAUUAUUUUUUAUAAUGGCCAACUUGCGACCUCAAUUGGUGUGCCAUAAAGUUGUCUUAAUUUUAAAAUACAAGCCAAAGUUAUGCUCUCAAAGUGCGCAGCAUAGAGUUAUUGGCCUGUUUUCAAAAAUUGCAACAAUAAAAUAUACUUUUAGUGCCUAAUUAUGAUUUGAUAUGCUGCUAAUUGGGAAAUCAUAACAAACAAAGGCAUAUUUAAGAGCUUUUUUAUUGGGCCGUUUUGGCAUUUAGCUGGCUAGGAUCUCGGCACUCAGAUCAUCGACCAAAAAACCAUUCCACCACCUUUUUUUUUUCGAGGUGCAAUAAGACAAGAAAAUUAGCAAAUUCAGCGCUGGUUCAGCAAGUUUAAUCGUCAUUAAAAUCAAACAAACAUCUAUAUUUUAAUAACAUUUUUCAAAAAAACAUAUGUAUCUGAGUUUUUUAUAUCGAAUUAAUGUCACCGAAUUCUCAGGGACAAUACAAUAAAUUAGAGUUAAUUUGAGUGCAAAUAACCCAAUCGCUGGCUAGCAAAGCCGUUUGCAUAAUAAAUUGCAUACUUCCUGGAAGACCAAGACCAAGUCAGUGGUACGAAAAUAGCCGUCGAGAUCAACGCUCCCACAUGUCGGCUCGGAUCUCAGAAUUAUUGCCUUAUGUCACAGAGACUAGCGGGCGAGGCACGAGCGUAUAUCAUAGACAUUUGGCAAUUAGAGCCAAAAAAAAAAAAAGAAUAGGAAAAAAGCGGAACAACUUUGGAACAUCCAACCACCAGCUGAGAACACACAGACGAUGGCAAUUUUCCGAAAAGUCCCCGAAAUUUGCUAGAGGCGUUCCCAUUUUAUUUGGUCAUAAAUCGGGCGUUGAUGGCAACUUAAUGAAGCAAGAUACAGUGUCGAGGACGCCGUGCCACUCCUUAGAUCAGUCUCAAGAUAUAUCUCCUCCAGAACAUAUAUACUCGUAUAUACCUUUUAGGAUCACAGACUGGCAAUUUAGUUUGGGAACCCCGCCAACACUGUCAAUGGCCAACUGCUAAUUGAAACAAUAAACUUUUCCACUUUUCCGCUUUUCCGUCGUCGCUGAGGUCAAGUGCAGAGCAAUGCCCACAGGGCGCCAGUGCAUUGCUAAGAUUCUUCCUCCACUCAAGAGAUAUUUUUGCAAUUUGCAUCGCAUUUAUCAGUUUGUCAAAAUCCGUUGCAGAUGGUUGCAAUCGAGAACUGUGUUAUUAUUAGUUUGUUGGCACAGUCCUAGGGCUAGUCAGCUAGGAAAAAUAAUUUGAAAUAGAAAAGAAAAUAGAAAGCAUAUUAGUGUGUUCGUUUGUCUUGUGGAAAUGGUAUUCUAAAAUUAUUACCUAGAGAGCGAAAACAACGAAAAAAGAAGAACAUUCGGCUAGAGGUGGGUGCGUGAAAUUCAUAGAGAAAGCUCUUCUGUAUGAACCAAAGAGCUUGGAUGACUUGGUCAUGGAAACCCAACAGAGAUCCUCUAUAGGCACACACCCACUCCCUGUUACCUGCGCUCUCUCUCUCUGUCUCUCUCUUAACCUUGUGGCAUUAGAAUUGUUUACACUGGGGAAAAACGCUCGCGAAAAACUAAAGGGGAGAGCAGGAAAAACGCGAAUGCGAAUAGACUUAGUAUGCUUCUCUGAAAACGUUCGGUCAGUCUUAUUUCGAACUUCGCGCCAAGAUAUCUGCACAACUGCUGCAAAACGCCGACCGAUCGCCGCAUUUUUCUAUAUAUGUAUAUAUGCCGAGAACUUAAGCGAAAUAUUUUUAAAAAUAUCAUAAUUCGAGCGGGAUAAAUAAAAUUGCAAAUAAAAAGAGAUCUUAAAGACAGUGCAGCGGAAGUGCAGAAAUAAUUUACGUUCAGAGUCUAAAUAAAAAUUGCAUAAUUUUAUUGGGAAAAAUGUCAUUAAUUUCUCAACGAAGUCGGAACAAUUUCUAAAGAUUUUUCAAUUCGAAAGUGUGGGAAAUUGAGAAAAUAGUUUUUGAGUGAAAAUAUAAAAUAUACAGCAGAGUGCGAAGAACUGUCAUUUCCGAGCUAUUGACUCAGAGCUCGUGCUGAAGAAGAGGUGUGAAUGGUGGUUCUACAGGUACGAUUUCAGCCAAAAGAUGUCCACCCACUGGCGGCAGCAUGCCUGUCUCUAUGCCUGCGGCAUCGCCUUCCUUCUGGCCAUGCUUAUCAUGUUCAUCCACGGUAUACCGAGUGUUCAUAAAGCUAAAGAGGAACUGCCAAAGAGCAACGAAUCGCUGCCCAUCCAUAAUGUUAUAAGUAUACCAGCAGCACCAGUCACGCUGCAUCCCAGAAAAAAUGAUAACUACACUUCGCUGGAUCAUGAUCCUUCCGAUGGCUUUGAGGAACUCAACGAGGAAGCGCACAGCGCCUUGGUAACGCCCACCAAAGUCUACAACUACAGGCUCAGCGAAGGCGAUCUACUCUACGAAUCGAAGCGGAAUAGCGAUAUCAAUAGUUUUCUAAAAGAUUCUGCAUCAGCCUUUAGCAUGACGGGAACGUACAGAAACAUGUCCAAUGAGAUCUGGGAUCCCCAUCCACAGUACAAUCUCAAUGUGUUUGGUCGCCAGUUGCAUUUGGUUCUGCGACAGGAUGCCUCAUUUAUUCAUAACCACUCGAUGCCCCACAUCCGGAUAUUGAGCGAAGAAGAGGAGAACUCUGGACCGGAGACAGAAACAGAUCAGCGUCACCUAGGCUGCUUAUACUCUGGCUACGUUGAGGACGAUCCCCAUUCGAUGGUGUCCGUCUCGCUCUGCGGCGGCAUGACUGGUUAUAUCAAAACGAGUUUCGGCGCGCUGCUCAUUGAGCCGGUGAACAAGACCAGCAGCGAUGAGGUUCUCCACCGGGUCUAUAGGAAAUCGCAUCGCAACGCCAGACAGGCUGUCUCCAAGCUAGAGCUCGGCCUGGACGCUCUGAUGACCCAGAUUGAGCAGGAGCAGGAACGAGAUCGAGAGAACCAGAAACCCGAAUCCCGAACGCUGAAACGACGGAAGCGACACUACGCUGAUGUGGACAAUCAGCUGUAUACGUUGGAGGUGCUAAUAGCCGUGGACUCUAGCAUGGCUCGCUUUCAUGGCGACGACCUGAAGCCCUACAUCUUAAUCCUCAUGUCCAUUGUGUCCAGCCUGUUUGGGGAUGCUAGUAUCGGUAACUCCAUUCGUAUAUCUUUGGUAAAACUGAUUAGGCUUCCCAAUUUCGAUGUUCAACCGGACUCCAGUCAUGAAAUGCUAAAACAAUUCUGCCAAUUCAUCGACCGAUCUGGAUACGAGAGGGACACUGCCAUGCUAAUAACACGCGAACCAAUCUGUGGCAGCGUGCCAGGCAAGAUAUGCCACAUGCUGGGCCUGGCCGAAUUGGGCACGGUUUGCAAUCCCAGUUCCUGCUCCAUUGUCCAGGACACCGGGCUGCCCACAGCCUUUACCAUGGCCCAUGAACUGGGACACGUCCUAAACAUGAACCACGAUGACGACGACAAGUGCUUGCCCUACCUCACCAGGCAGAACAACAACAAGGUGCUCCACAUCAUGUCCAGCGUGAUGGGAAUCCAUAUGCAUCCGUGGUCUUGGUCGAAGUGCUCCCGUCACUUUGUCUCGGAGUUUCUCGAGAAAGCCGACAAGUCAUGCCUGGAGACCUCUGUGGGUGAGACCAUUCCUUAUGUCACCAAGCGUCUGCCCGGAGAGAUAUACUCCCUGGACGAACAGUGCAAGCUAAGCUUUGGCAAUGACUACAACUUCUGUCCCUCGGACGAGGAGUGUCGACGACUCUGGUGCAAUCGAACGUUGGGAAACGCCAACGAUCAAUGCAACUCCAGCAAUCUACCAUGGGCUGACGGCACACCCUGCGGCACCAGUGGCCACUGGUGCCUAAAAGGUAAAUGUGUGUCCAAUAAGCAUGGCUACGGACAUCCGGUUAACGGCGGUUGGGGUCCAUGGACACCCUACACCCCCUGCAGUCUGACAUGCGGCGGCGGAGUACAGGAAUCGCGACGAGAAUGCAACCAACCGGUACCCGAGAACGGUGGCAAGUACUGCAUCGGCAGCCGCAAGAAAUUCCGAUCAUGCAACGUACAACAGUGUCCGCCCGGCAGCAUGGAACCACGCGAACAGCAAUGCUACAACAUGAACGGAAAGAAUCUGAACAUUCAGGGCGUUAGCCCAGACACCAAAUGGGUACCCAAAUACGAAAAGGAUGCGUGCAAGCUCUUCUGCCGCAUGGAGAAUCAGCCCACCUACUUUAAGCUCAAGAACAUGGUCACCGAUGGCACCUCCUGUGCGGUGGACAGCUUUGACAAGUGCGUCAACGGUAUCUGCCGUCCGGCGGGAUGUGACAAUGAGCUCAACUCGAUUGCCAAGCUGGACAAGUGCGGCGUGUGCGAGGGCCGUAAUGACACAUGCCAAGAAUAUACCGGAAACCUGCUCGUUGCCGAUCUCCUGGGCCUGAAUGACGGGAACGAUCCGAACAAGACACUCUAUUUCGUGGCGAGAAUACCAAAAGGUGCCUCUAACAUCAUGAUAACUCAGCGUGGCUAUCAUGAACAGAACUUCAUAGUCCUUAGCGAUGACAGGAAUAAAAACCUGCUCAAUGGCAAUAUGCUUGUGUCAUAUCCAAUGAAGUUUGUCUAUGCCGGAGUUACGAUGCAGUACACGGGAUCUGGCAGUAAGGUGGAGCAGGUGAACACAACCUACUCAUGGAAACUGUCACGUGAUCUCAUUUUACAGAUCAUCUCCCUUGACGUGAGUCUGGCCAAGAAGCAGGAUACCGUACUGAUGUCGUACUCCUAUACCAUUGACAAGCCAGUAAAUACCGAGCUGGUGGAGAUCUAUCGCUGGGAAAUGCAGGCAUCCAGUAACUGUGAUUCCCUCUGCGAGGGCAGAAGUCAUCGCCUGCCAGCCUGCAUCAGCAUUACCCAGGGUGUGAAGGUUGCCCCGCAGUUCUGUGACAAGUCCGCCAUGCCCAAGGUCGAAGAUCGUGCCUGCAACACAGACUGCCACCUUAAUCUCACAGUGACGAGCAUAUCAGAGUGCUCUGCAUCCUGUGGAGAAUUGGGCACCCGCGAGAAGACCUACGCCUGCGUUCAGACCUUCACCAAUAUGCAUCGUUCCAAUGUGGUGGAUAUGUCCUAUUGCAAACUGAAGUUCGAUGUGGCCUACCACGAGGAGUGUCGAGAGGGUUGCUGGAUGAUGUCCGAAUGGUCAUCGUGUUCCAAGUCAUGUGGCACCGGUUCUCAGCAACGUGAAGCUCACUGCUAUCUCCGCAGUUCCCGGGUCAGCGACAAUCUUUGUAAUCCCCGGACCAAGCCCGAUUUAAGUUCUCUAAUCCAGAUCUGCAACCCUCAGUCCUGUCCCACAUACACUACUGAAUCACCUAAUGCAAUUAAUAACUGGGAGGUUGGAGAGUGGGGCGAGUGCAAUGAUUGGUGUCAGGCGAGACGCUCUGUGAGCUGCUCAAAUCCCUAUGGGAUUGGCUGCGCGAGCAGGAGGAAACCCAAAGAGGUCCAGAAAUGCUGCAAUAUCAAGUACACGAGUGAAUGGACAGAGUGUUCGGUGCAAUGUGGCGUGGGCAUCAAGACGAAAAAGCAAACCUGCUCGAGGGUUUACAAGCCAGAGGUUCGCGGCACACCAAAGCGAAAGGUUCACGUUGAUGAGUCCUUCUGUAUUAGUCGAAAGGUAAAAAAGCACACGCUGCGAACCACAACCAAGACCUGUAAGAUCAACUGCAAGUGGAACGCCUCGGAUUGGAGACGAUGUCCGGCCGACUGUUCGGAGGAGUACCAGACGCGAGAUGUUCGUUGCGAGACCCAGCAAGGCCACGGCUUGGAGGACCGACAUUGCGAUGUGAAGAAGCGUCCAUCCAAGCGACGCAUUUGCAACCACUGCAUACGCCGAACGUCAAAGGUCAUCGCACAGUGCAACUGCGAUGGCGUCGAGAAGCGACGGGACAUGUGCUUCAACUCCCACAAGGGUCGUAUCACUUGCCCCACUCGAUCCAGGGUGGAGAGGCACAGCUGCACUCCGCCGGCCCAUUGUCGGAGGAGAAGUGCUUCCAUCGGAAGCAGCAUCAGCAGCAGACCCAGAGGCAGUAGUGCUAACACAAUAAGCCGGAGCUUGAAUGCGAUCAGCAGCCCAAGGAGUCGCGGCAGACCAAGGAGUUGUGCGGAGCUGAAGGAGAUGCAUGGCUACAACAAGGAUGGCAACUAUCAGCUGGAGGUUCGUUCACGGAUUGUGAACAUCUAUUGCCACCAGAUGAGCAGCAGGACACCGAGCGAAUACAUCAACGUGGAUCCGCUGGAAAACUAUUCCAUUUACUACGAGUAUAGGACCAAGCUGACCAACAGCUGUCCCCCGGCGUCACGUAACCACGAGUACUAUAAUGACCAGAACUCCGGACGGACGCAGUUCAGCAAGCUGCGGGUGAACAUCACCGAUCUGCGAAUUCUGGAUAACGACUUUCAGUUCGCUGAAUCGAGAGGAUCGCCACAGAAGCUGGGGUCAGCGGGUGACUGCUACAACCGGAAUGGCCAGUGUCCACAGGGUGACUUCUCCAUCAGCAUGAAGGACACGGAUUUCACCAUACGCCCGGGUACUGUAUGGCGAAUGCAUGGCCAAUUCUCGGUUAUGAAGAAAAGCAGUGAUUUUGAUACCACUUCGAUGAUGCGGAGGGGAUUCUGUGGGGGAUACUGCGGCGGUUGCUAUAUAGCGCCAAAUUCGGGUAUUUACCUGGACGUGCUAUGGCAGGAGCCCCUGAAAAGUCAACGGGAAAGUUUGUUUGACCUUCCCACGGUAAUCGGGUCUACGUCCCGGGAAGGACCAAGGGUUAAGUUAAUCCGAGCAUCCAAGCAUUCGAGGGUUACCCCAGCCAAGCAUUACCAAUACCAAGAGUCCUCGAGUUUUCGAGGGCUGAGUGCACCGACAUAACCAUAAUGUCGUUGGUUAAAAGUAUUCUCGAAUAUUAGUUAGGAUAUAAAGAAAACCUUUAGGAAUCGUUUCGAAGUAGCCCGAACAAAAUCAAAAAAGGACUUCUGUAUAUAUAAUGAUAUAUUUCUCAACCGAAAUUAGUAACUAGAUAUUAUUGCCAUGUAAUGUAUUAAGUAUUGUAAAUACUAGAGGACCUGAUCCUGAUGAUAGCGAAUAAGGCUCUGUUCAUAUAUUACCUCAUCAUCUCUAGGGGGUUGCAUUGCAUUAACUGGGGAAAGUUCAUAACGAUGAUGAUGUAAGAUAUGGAUAGAACCUAAAUUUGAUUGACCAAAAUACAAUCCAUAAGUCGAACGGUGACCGUUAGGUAAUUAAGACCGCUCAGAUUAAACCGUAUUUAUGCUAACUAUAUGCAGUGAUGGGAAGAGUUCCCAGGUACUUGUUAACUUAACCUAGGUAAAGACCAAUGUUAAGAACUCUUUUUACCUUCUACCAAGGAAUGCAUUUUACUGAUGAUUUUACCAUAAAAUAUACGAACUCUAAGUUAACAUAUAUUAUAUUUACACUUUCCUUUUACCCAUUAUCAUUAUGACUAUAAUUCCUUUUCAACCGAAUCUCUAGAUUUAGGAAAUGGUAUUAACCUUUCCAUCACUGAGAAUUUCCGAAAAUGAAGAGCUCGACUAAACUAGUGCAAUGCCGGUCUGUACAAUAAUUGUAUUAGCUAAGCUUAGUUAAGGAAGAGAAAUAGAGAGAGAGAGAGAGAGAGAGAGAGAGAGAGAGAGUUUCGGAGAAAUUGUAUGUGUAACUAAAAAAGAAAACGAAUACUCAUAUUAUUUAGGUUACCCUCCCCGAUACCGCACAAGCCAAAACCAAACUAUAUUCAUUCAUAAUAAUUAACACUGCUGAAGGAACAUUUUGUUUGAUUUAUAACAAUCACUGCCAGACUUUCAAUGUUCAAAACCAUCAUUAUAACCCUAAAUCCUGAACCCCAAAACCCUAAUCCAUAAUCGCCUAAGACCCAAGUACCAAGUAUCCUCGCUGUAUUUUCAUUUUAACUAGCUAGGCUAAUGCAAAACACACACCCAACACACACCAACGUUAACAUUUACGAUUACGUUUUAAUGUCAAUUAAAGGAAUUUAAAGCUGUUACCAACCAAA